AUGUCGCUGUUCCGCGCAAAGGAGUGGUGGUCCGCCUCAGUGGGCGAGGCCGACGAGGUCAUCACUGCAGCAGUUGGCAACUUCGACAACGAGCCGGAGCCGGCGUUGCUCAAGUUGGCCACUGGCUCGCUGAGCGGCAAACUUCGCGUGUACAGGCCGCGGCAGCGUGGGUACUCGCUCGAGGAUCUGCUACUCGAGGCUGCACUCGAGCUGCCCGUCCUGCAGCUGGCGGCGGGGAGGCUGACCGCCGACUCUACAAAACUCACGCUCGCAGUCCUCCAUCCGCGUGCGCUAUCAGUGUAUCGCCUCGUCGGCAGCGGCGGAGGCAGCGACGACGGCCCAUCGUACCACGCGCUCGAGUGCAUCUUCUCGCACGCUCUGGAACGACCGUCGUACAACUUGCUGGUUGGAACAGCCAGCGGCAGCGGCGACUUUGCAUGCGUCCAGUCGAUGGACG
Messenger RNA from Emiliania huxleyi CCMP1516, 457 nucleotides. RefSeq lists its product as hypothetical. The transcript has a single exon. The annotation marks the transcript as partial. Gene Ontology annotation, cellular component: BBSome; membrane. Lineage: Eukaryota; Haptophyta; Isochrysidales; Noelaerhabdaceae. Gene Ontology annotation, biological process: cilium assembly. The record is from RefSeq and is a predicted model, not a curated record.